GCACUGCGCAAGGCAUUGAGGGUUGCCGAAAUCCAAGAGAGACUGAAAAGAUGGCUGCGUUGGUCCAGGGAGUUCGUGGUGCUCUUUCAAUCAGUUCGUGCCUCCUGCGGGUCACCCUUCCGAGGGCCACCCUUGUCGGUCUGCAGCAGAAGGGUAUCCACACGAAACUGUGCGGAGCCAUACCGUCUGCAGCUCUCCUUACAUCCAGAAAUGAGCAGAAGAAUGUCGUGUCCUCGGUCAUCCAAAGGUGGAUGUCCUCCAACCCUGGAGUGAAACCCACAGUUGAUGAGAUCAAGGAGCGCGUUUUGCGUGUGUGCAAAGACUUCGACAAGGUGCACGCAGAAAAGCUUUCCCUGGAAACACAUUUUUUAAAUGACCUUGGGUUGGACUCAUUAGACCACGUUGAAAUCAUCAUGGCCAUGGAGGAUGAAUUUGGUUUUGAAAUCCCCGAUGGUGAUGCGGAAAGACUUCUGAGGCCUGCAGACAUUGUCCGAUACGUGGCCGACAAAGAAGACAUUUAUGAGUGAACCUAACCUUUCUGAGAGACCAAGGAUUGCAUUAUGAAAAUCGCCUGCCAGUUUUCUGAAAAUUUUAUGAGUCACGUUAUUACCUGGCAGGCUAUUUUCGUUUGCCCUUUUGUUAGUAGUAGGCUGUAAUGUAAAUGUAUCAUAAAAAUGAUGAUCCACUGCUGUAUAAAAAGAAUGAACAUGCCACAAAAAAUUGACCUCACUCUUUGGGAAUAAACUUCAAUUCAAUGGUCAUCAGAUUUGUGAUUUUGGAGGGAUGAUAAUAAAAUUGGGCUAAAAUUUUGCUACAAUUGGCAAAUGUUAAAGCAAAGUAAAACAAAAUUCAAUGGUAGCCCAUUCAACGACUUCUCAUUGAUGAAUGCAAUGACUGUUGAAUAAAUAAUGUUACAUUUAUCACUUAA
Molecule: messenger RNA, 928 nt
Organism: Neocloeon triangulifer
Lineage: Eukaryota; Metazoa; Arthropoda; Insecta; Ephemeroptera; Baetidae
Gene: ND-ACP
Product: acyl carrier protein, mitochondrial
Exons: 4
Coding region: 51-527 (158 amino acids)
Biological process (GO): fatty acid biosynthetic process
Cellular component (GO): mitochondrion
Molecular function (GO): acyl binding; acyl carrier activity
Source: RefSeq, a predicted model, not a curated record